Messenger RNA from Ustilago hordei, 981 nucleotides. RefSeq lists its product as uncharacterized. Gene Ontology annotation, molecular function: hydrolase activity. NCBI's taxonomy places the organism in Eukaryota, Fungi, Basidiomycota, Ustilaginomycetes, Ustilaginales, Ustilaginaceae. Bases 1 to 981 code for a protein of 326 amino acids. The transcript has 5 exons. The record is from RefSeq and is a predicted model, not a curated record.
AUGGCCACAACGACCAACGAAACCUCCAAGCACGGCACACGAGUGUACACAGACUACGAUGUCUCCUCACCACCACAUCUCCCAGGUCCAGACUUUGUGCGCUUCAUCCUGAUCUCCGACUCUCAUUCCCAAACAACACUCAUCCCUGACGGAGACGUCCUGCUCCAUGCUGGAGACCUAACAACUCUCGGGCAACCCUGCGACCUCUCCUCUCAAGUCGAAUGGCUGAAGUCUCUACCGCAUAAACAGAAGAUCUUCGUCUGCGGAAACCACGAUUUCUCCGCAUGCACAUCGAAGAACUUCUACGAAACAAGGGGCAGAGAGCUCAACGCAAAGUACAAGGUGAAAGAUGCUAAAGAUGAUGUUGAGCAGGUGAAGAGGGUUCUGAGCCAGGAGAGCCUGGGAGAGCGGUUGAAGUAUUUGGAGGAUGAUGCAUUCGAGUUUAGUGUGGAUAGAGAGGAGACUAGGCACCAUUUGUGGAAGGUUUGGGGGAGUCCGUGGUCACCAGAGUUCGAAGAUUGGGCUUGGAACUAUGCUCGUGGGGAAGAAGCCAAGCAGGUCCAUUCGGCGAUUCCAAGCGACGUCGACCUACUCAUAACCCAUACACCACCUCACAAACUCGGCAGACUUGAUGCUAUCCACGAUGGCACGCCCGUUGGCUGCGAAGAGCUUACUCGAAGACUCACCGCACCCGCCUCCUCACCCGAUGCUCUGCAACCACUGCUACAUGUUUUUGGCCAUAUACACGAAGCUCGUGGUGUGCAUCUCUUGAAGCAUGGAGAGGAUGAGGGAGCGAAAGAGACGGUGCUGGUCAACGCUGCGUUGGUGGAAUACGAUCAGGACAAAUGGAACAAGCACCGCAUAUUCACAUACGAUGUCGUUUGCAAACCUGUGAUUGUGGACUUGUGCGUUCCUGCUCCACCGUCGCUGUGUAUUGUGAAGGACUGGCCUCUGAUAAGCUCCAGGGAUGCGGAGGUUUAG